CUUGUCUCACUUUACCAUGCUUGGCGAUCUCACUCUAUUCCCGCAUCCGUUUGCCUGGUACUCCAUCUGAAACACUCGACGUGAUAUCCAACUUUUACUUUUCGCCCCGUAGGAUUCUCAAGCACGUUUUAAAAAGGUGACCAUUUCUACAAUUAUUAAAAAUUUUCGAAAAUCCUUCUCGUAGAGUAGAGCAUUGAUUGCUGCCCGACACAGUUGACAAGUACUGCAAUGACUGGAUUAACAAAAUUGUGUAGAUUCAUGAACUAGAAAAUAUUAUCUAAAAUGUAGCUUAUAUAGGUUUUCGAAAAUUUUAAUAAUUGUAGAAAUGAGGCAAAAUGUACAAGUCGAAAAUCGCGCCGUGUGAUUUAGAUGGAGUGUCAGGAAUACGAAUGCGUGAAAAGAGUGAAACCGCAAACACGGUAAAGGGAAACGGCCUAGGUUUGUCGUCCGUGUGGACACUCACACAUAGAACCCGCUGGUUUCGUUCUGUCUCUCUCGAUCAUCUCCCGUUUUCUUUCUAAACCGUCUGCGCGGAGCUGGAUGCGCAUUAAAAUGGUGGGGAUAGAAGCGCUCGGAAAGAAGAGAUAGAAAUCGCUCGCGUUAACCAGUUGCGCUACUGGAGUUAGAGAAGAUUGGUAUGAACGUGAAUAGAUCUGAAACCUCGAGCGAUGGAAUGUCGAUAUUUAUUGUCAUCUCCUAAAUAUAUUUUGUAAUACUUCUUCGAAAUACUAUAAUCAAGCAUUUCACAGAAUCCAUAUACAUACAUAUUUCCGAAAGUGAGUCCAUGUGUUCCCUUUAAACAGUGAAUAUUUCGAGUAAAAGUUAUUUAGAAGGAUAUUCGAGCAAGAUAUUCGAAAAAUAACCUAACCGGUGUGAAAUGGCAUCAUCGUUGUCAGGAUAUUGGGUAAAAUUUUUUAAGGGAGCAGGAUUUCCGCAAGACGUUGCAACAAAACAUGCCGUUGUAUUCUCAAAUAAUCGCAUAAAGCCGGACAUGCUACCAGAUUUAGACAAACCUAGUCUGAAAGAAAUGGGAAUAACUUUAAUGGGAGAUAUGAUUGCAAUCUUGAGGUAUGCCAAAAAGGUAGUCGAAGAGACAACAUGCGAAAGGUUUCUUGUAGACACAGAAGACCCAUCCACAAAUUCAAAACAGGUUGUUAAGAAAACAGUAACCAAACCACCCAUUAAAACAGUUGCUUCCAAAGUUAAAUCUGAUGUUGCAACCACAAAAAAGAUAGUGAAAAUUCCAACGAGUUCGGUAAAGAAAGCUGUCAGCAUAAAAAAACUAGUCUCCACGUCGACUGAGGGAAUGACAGAUUUUGCUAAUCAAAAGAAGCAAAUAAUUCUUAAGAGAAAAUUAGAAGAAGAAUACGACAGUAAUAAUGAGGAUGAAUGGAAUGGGACGGUGAAAAAGACAAAAUCAUUGGACAAUAAGGAUGAUAAAAUAGGCUACACAGUAAUACUUCCAAAGGGAUCAACAUCUAGAAGUCAACAGAUACUUAAGAAAUCUACAGAACAAAAAAGAACUGUUUUUGACAGACUGGGAGAUAGUUCUGUAACUAGUACAACAAACCUAGCAGAGACAUCGCCAACAUUUAAUAUCACUGGCUUAGGAAAAGAUGUUUUGAAAAGAUCUGUAAGCGUUUUUAAGCGGCUAGGGGACAAAGAUGCACAGAAAGACAGUACAACUCACAUAGGUAUACUGAAAAAUGGAACAACUAGUUCCGGGAUAUUAAAAUCUAAAAGUAUUAGUGCAAGAACCUCUAUCAUUACAACAAACAAAACAAUACCAAAAACUAUGGGGACAAUGAGAGCAGAUCAAGAGGCUACUAGAAAAAUUCUGUCUAAUACAGUGUCUCAAGUAGUGAAAACAACUAAAAAAAUUUCUUUCAAUAGUCCAUCUUCAAAUAAUGUUAAAAUCGCAAAAUCUAGUGUUACGUCUGGAAAAUUAGCUUCUGAACGACUGACCUUGAUACCAGCAAAAGCACGUUUGGGAGCAGUUAGGACCAGUGGUCCUAAACAAGUUACUUUUGACAGGAUUACAACAGUGGCACAUGUAAAGAAACCGGAUGUUUUCAGUCGUCUUGGAAUUUGAAUACUAUGAGCCGGUGCUCGAUUAGAGUAAUAUGUCUUCGUGAUCGAAACUUUUUGUACAAAGUUAAAUAAUUUCCUACUACAUAUAAUAUAGAAAUACAGAAAAUAAUAAUAUUAAUUAAUUAUUAUUAAAUGGUGUUAAUUAAGAAACGUAAGAUUAAACUUGGAAAUGCUUUGAGAAAUCUUAUUAUUUUCCAAUAAUCAUUGUAGAUACAUACGUUCCUUUAAAAAUAUAAAUAUAUUUCAUAUUUAAAUGCAA
This is a messenger RNA of Megalopta genalis, 2350 nucleotides long. RefSeq lists its product as uncharacterized. Gene Ontology annotation, cellular component: nucleus. Lineage: Eukaryota; Metazoa; Arthropoda; Insecta; Hymenoptera; Halictidae. The record is from RefSeq and is a predicted model, not a curated record.